AUGGCUGAAAGAGCAGCAAAUAAGCCUACUGAGGCCGAUAAAGCCCUGGUCUUGGCAGCUUCUAAUGGCUAUUUAGAUGUAGUUCAGUUUCACGUUAGUCAAGGAGCACAGAUUGACACGUGUAUUAAUGAUGGUGAAACACCACUUCAGUUUGCAUCACACAAUGGUCACAUCAAAGUAGUUCAGUAUCUCGUUGGUCAAGGAGCACAGUUUGAUAAGCCUAGUAACUCUGGUAACACCGCUCUUCUUCUUGCAUCACUCUCCGGUCAUCUUGAUGUAGUUCAGUACCUCGUUGGGAAAGGAGCACAGAUAGAAUGGGGCAAUAUGACAGGUCGAAGACCCCUUCAUAAUGCAUCAGCCAAAGGUUUUCUUGAUGUAGUUCAGUACCUCGUUAGUCAAGGAGCAGAGGUGGAGAGUGGUGAUACAUAUGAUACCACACCACUUCAUCUUGCAUCAUUCUCUGGUAAUGUUGAUGUAGUUAAGUAUCUCGUUGGUAAAGGAGCACAGAUUGAUAAGUCUAAUAAUAAGGGUAAUUUGACGGCAAUUCACAUGUCAUCAACGGCAGGCCAUCUUGGGGUAGUUGAGUACCUCAUUGGUCUAGGAGCACAGGUAGAGAUUGAGAAUAAUGUUGCUAUGACAUCACUUCAUAUGGCAUCAAUGGAAGGUUUUCUUGAUAUAGUUAAAUACCUUGUCAGUCAAGGGGCACAGGUAGAGAAAUGUGAUAAAUUUGGUUUCACAGCUCUUUACUGGGCAUCAGUCUAUGGUCAUCGUGAUGUAGUUCAAUACCUCUUUGAUCAAGGAUCACAGGUUAAUAGCGAUGGCCUGGACGGUUCCACACCACUUUAUGCUGCAUCACAAAAUGGUCAUCUUGACGUAGUUGAGUACCUCGUUGGUCAAGGAGCACAGGUUAAAAGAGGUGCUAAUAAUGGUUCGACUCCGCUUCUUGUUGCAUCAAGCAAUGGUCAUCUUGAUGUAGUUCAGUAUCUCACGAGUAAACAAGCAGAGAAGGAAGAAGCAUCACCUGAAGGAAUAACCGAGGCAUCACUUGGAAACACAAAUUGUACAUCUCCGAGACCGUUGGCAUUCAAAGUAGUCGACAUUCCUCUUCAAGCUGCAUCAGCAGCAGUCGGUGAAGUAUCUACUUCUACAGCAAGGAGUCAUCUCGAACGAGAAGAGGAUUUUGAUGAAAUCUUGAAAAACGUGGCGCGUCUCAUCCCAGACAACACGAAAAUAGAUUCUCUCGGCAAGGCCCUUGGUUUUGAUCCAGCCGAUAUUGGGAGGUAUAUAGCCACGAAUAGCCGUUACCAGCAUGUGACGUAUGAUGGUACAUUGAAGAUGCUCCGCGAUUGGCGAGAUACCCAAACAGAUGCAGAAGAACGACCAGCUCUUGCAGAUGCCCUGAAGCUAACAGGGCUUGAAAGACUUAGUGACAUGUUCUUGAGGAAUUCUAAGGUUCCAGAUCUCCAAACCGUUAGAAUCACCGAUGGUCUUGUGUGGUUGAUGGAGGGAGACUAG
This is a messenger RNA of Strongylocentrotus purpuratus (purple sea urchin), 1515 nucleotides long. RefSeq names its product ankyrin repeat domain-containing protein 17-like. Gene Ontology annotation, molecular function: protein binding. The transcript is spliced from 4 exons. The record is from RefSeq and is a predicted model, not a curated record. Bases 1 to 1515 code for a protein of 504 amino acids. Lineage: Eukaryota; Metazoa; Echinodermata; Echinoidea; Camarodonta; Strongylocentrotidae.